Mollisia scopiformis is the source of this 1332-nucleotide messenger RNA. RefSeq lists its product as uncharacterized. The coding region runs from base 149 to 1126 and encodes 325 amino acids. The transcript is spliced from 5 exons. Lineage: Eukaryota; Fungi; Ascomycota; Leotiomycetes; Helotiales; Mollisiaceae. The record is from RefSeq and is a predicted model, not a curated record.
CCCAUGUCCUUCCCGCUCUUGCAGUCCAUGCCAAAUCUGCGGAGACACUUCCAGAAAUCUUCUGUUGCGCGAGCAGUUCUUCUCGGAUCGUACAACCUUCUUGUUAUCCCUGCCUUGUCUGCAUCUACUCCCACACAACAUCGUAAAGAUGCCUCCUUCGAAGCCGAAGCCGUCCGAAAUCGCAGCAGAGGCUAAGAAAUCGUACAUUCCCUACAUCAGAGAGAAUUAUAGUGCUCAGUGGCCGCCGACGUCCUUUCUAUGUUUUUCGGAAUCCAUGAUAGCCCCUCCUCGUCCAUCAAGUGAAAUGCUUCAUUGUCGAUUUGCUUUCUUUGAGUCGGAUCCUGUUGACUUUGCACUCUCUUGGAUGGACCCGUCAGAUAAGACUGCAAUUCCUGUCAUCAUGCCUGCGAAUGACAAAAGAGCUGGAGGUGAUUGGGAAGCUGGUGUCAUGUCACCUGAAGAGUGUCUCUGCCGGCGGAGCAAUUUACAUGCAGCACUCACGACCCCGGCUGCCGGAAAUUCGGCUUCUUCAAACUAUCCAAUUCCGUCAAAAGCAGGAAUCUACUCUGAGAAAGUUGUUGUCUUUCGGAAUGGUCCAGACAAGUAUGAGCCAUGGCAAGAAUAUAAAGCUCUUCCAAUAAUCUCGGUUUGUCCUGUCAAGCGACCAAAAUUAGACGGCUCUGGGAAGAAGUACUCUUUCAAGGCAGAAAAAGAGCUGAUGCGAGAUAAAAUUCGUGCCACAUUGCGUAUUGCAGUAUAUUACGGACACACCCGACUAUGCAUCGGAACCUUCGGACUCGGACCAGGAUUUCUGAAUCCCACGCAAGAAGUUGCAUUAAUGUGGAGAGACGCUCUCCUCAAAGACCCAGAGUUCGUUGGCCACUUCCAGGACGUGGUCUUCGCAUUUGAGGCUCCUGAAGGGCCAGCAGGUGCAAGUUCCAGUUCGACGAAGCAUUCCAGCAGCCGAUCGUCUGGGAAAGGUUCUUCUUCAUCUUCUUCGUCCUCGAAGAGCAGCUACUUAGCAGAUCUUGAGAUCUUCAGACAGGUGUUCAAACCCUCAGUCAUUCACGGUGCAUUCAAAAGUCAGGGUACACCUGCGUCUUCCUCAUCCCCCAUGUACACAUGACCGAAAUGAUCAACGAUUCAGCAAGGAGUUUGGCUUAUGGUCAUUUUAGGAUGUGGCGUCAAUGGGAGCAGCAUCACAUAUGGCGUUUUGAUCAUGGGACUUGGGAGCAUCAAUAUGGGGGAUAACGGAAAACAAGGGUGGCGUAAGACGGAGUCCUCAGCCAAGUCGAUGCCGGCUAUCUCUCUUUACUUCUAAUAAUUAUAUAU